Messenger RNA from Phytomonas sp. EM1, 945 nucleotides. The record is from the annotation of a GenBank genome assembly. Lineage: Eukaryota; Euglenozoa; Kinetoplastea; Trypanosomatida; Trypanosomatidae.
AAGACUAUGCUUAUUUUUAGACACUUUCAAGGUUUUUCUAUUUCAGAGAAUUAUCGACUGCUGUAAAAGGGACUGCCCAAUUUUUUCGCGUAAGUUCUCAAGAACAUUUUGUUGAACUAAUUAAUAAGACAUGCCGAUCGCUUUGCAUUUACUAAAGAAAAAGUUGCACGUUCAAAGUCUUCUUUCAAUACAAGGGACGAAAGUUAUUACAAUUGAUGCCUUUUUAUCGUUUUGUACGCAUGGCUCGCGUAUUCCGCAAGAAUUUCGGAUGACAUGCAGUGAAGCAAAUACGUACUUACAAAUUCUUUUGAAAAACGGUCAGGCUGUUAGAAUUGGGAAGGAUUUAUUGCAUCUUGAGCCCGAGGAGAUUAUCAAUGCAGUGCAUCUGAAAGCUGGAUUACCACUGCUUUCUCAAGAUGCACCCUUCAUAGCAAUACCAAGAGACAGAUCCACUGCCUUAGCUUAUCAGAGAGAGCAUGCAGUGUCAGAAAAACUGCACAACAUGCUUAUACAUCAAAAGAAUUUUUGGGCAUUAAUGGCUCUUUUUAGUGGCAUCCAAAUGGCAUUCCUAGCUUACCUCACGUUUGUAGUAUAUGAUUGGGACGUGAUGGAGCCGGUUUGUUAUUUUGUUACAGCAGGAACAGCCCUAUGCAUUUUUGCGUAUUUUCUGUAUUUCAAGAGGGAAUGCAGCUGUGGAAAUCUUGAUAAAAAGAUAAAGGGUUACCUUUUAGAGGCUCAUCUGAAAUCCUCACAAUCAGGCCUGCAAGAAUGGUUUCAUCACGCUCAGAUUUCUAACAGGCUGAAUGCAAUAUCAUCAUCUACUACUACAAAUUCAUCCAAGAUUAUAGCGAAGCACGUCAAGCAGAGAAAGUAACGCCAUUAUUUUUCCCUUUUGUACUGCUUUAUUACAUUUUCGUGCCCUUAAAGUCGCGAGACAUUCUCUUU